GGUGUUGAGAAACAAAUAGUCACCGUUGCACAGCUUUCUUUAUUGUACAGUAGUAAACAAACCAAUAAUCAUGAAUUACACAAGAAAUUUGCGAUAUUGCAGACGCCAAUUUAUUAAUGUUUAUAACAACAGCUUUAGUACAAGUGUAAUUAAAUCACAAAGUGUGCAACAAGUGGCGCAACCCAAACGAAUUUGUAUUGUGGGCGCUGGUCCAGCAGGAUUCUAUGCGGCGCAAUAUUUACUUAAACAGCUGAGUGAUUGUUCUGUGGACAUCGUCGAGAAGUUGCCGGUGCCUUUUGGAUUGGUGCGCUUUGGUGUUGCACCUGAUCAUCCAGAAGUAAAAAACGUCAUCAAUACGUUUACGAAAACAGCAGAGAAUCCACGAUUACGUUUUUUCGGUAACGUCACCCUCGGCACAUAUGUAACUCUGCAGGAACUACGAGAACGUUACCAUGCCGUGCUGCUCACCUAUGGAGCGGAUCAGGAUCGCGAGCUGGAACUACACAACGAGCAACAGGCGCAUGUCAUAUCGGCGAGAAAGUUUGUGGCUUGGUACAAUGGAUUGCCGGGCGCCGAGCAGCUGCAGCCGGACUUAAGUGGCCGCGAUGUGACGAUUGUUGGUCAAGGAAACGUUGCCGUUGAUGUGGCUCGCAUGCUGCUCAGUCCAAUUGAUAACUUAAAGGUGACAGACACAACAGAGUACGCACUGGAGGCGCUGGCCAACAGCAAGGUGGAGCGAGUGCAUCUGGUGGGACGCCGAGGUCCUUUGCAAGCUGCAUUCACCAUCAAAGAGCUUCGCGAGAUGCUCAAGUUACCGCAAGUGGAGACUCGCUGGCGUGCUGAGGAUUUUACGGGUGUGGAUGCACAGUUGGACAAGCUACAGCGCCCACGCAAGCGACUCACUGAGCUGAUGCUCAAGAGUCUUGGGGAGCAGAGUAGCCGCCAGUCUGGGGACGUCAGCAAGCAGUUUCUGCCCAUCUUUCUGCGAGCGCCCAAAGCGAUUGUCGAGCGUGAAAUGGAAUUUGCAAUUACGGAGCUGCAGGAGAACUCGGCGGUGGCGACCAGUGCAACAGAAAAACUGCCCGCAGAUCUGAUACUACGCAGCAUUGGCUACAAAUCGAGUUGUGCGGAUGCGGGCAUUAAUUUCGAUGCACGACGAGGUCAAGUGUGCAAUGAGCAAGGUCGCGUGUUGCAGGACAAAGAAACAAAGCAAACGGCACCUGGUCUCUAUGUGGCUGGCUGGCUGGGUACUGGACCAACAGGUGUCAUCUUGACCACCAUGAACGGCGCCUUUGCUGUGGCCAAAACCAUUUGCAAUGACAUUGCAGCGAAUGCCUUCGACACAACAUCCCUCAAGCCAGGUUUUGAUCCGAGCAACAAACCUAUUGUGACUUGGGAAGGAUGGCAGCGCAUUGACAAACAUGAAACUGAAGCGGGAAAAGCGAAGGGCAAGCCACGGGAGAAGAUAGUCAGUAUUCCAGAGAUGCUGCGUAUUGCAGGUGUUUAAUAUGUGUGCUAAGAAUCAGGAAUCAUGUUACUCAUGAUGUUU
Molecule: messenger RNA, 1549 nt
Organism: Drosophila albomicans
Lineage: Eukaryota; Metazoa; Arthropoda; Insecta; Diptera; Drosophilidae
Gene: dare
Product: NADPH:adrenodoxin oxidoreductase, mitochondrial
Exons: 4
Coding region: 71-1507 (478 amino acids)
Biological process (GO): ubiquinone biosynthetic process
Cellular component (GO): mitochondrion
Source: RefSeq, a predicted model, not a curated record